GUCGUUCGCGUUCGUUAUCAGUUAUCACAAUCACAUCACGAGUUCUGUGUUCAAACCCAUGAUAUGAUCGUAAACUCUUGAAAUUUACCCAUUAAUUGAAAGGCCUUCCAUUAGACCAUAGAUUUUUCCAGUGAUUUGAAAUUGUAAUUUUGUUUUUUAACAGAGCCCUCGCAUAAUGUAGGUUUCUGUUUUUGCUACUGCUGAUCACUCUUUCAGUUAAGUACGUAGUAUUUUAAUCAAUUAUUUGAACAAAUUAUAUAUAAUGGGAGUCAAAGAUUUGUGGACGAUUAUAUCUCCUAUCUGUGAGAGGAAAUCCCUCUGGGAAUUCCAAGAUAAGUGUAUCGCUAUUGAUCUAAGCUGCUGGAUUUGUGACAGUCAAAAUGUGACGGACAACCGUGCUCAACCGAACAUGUAUCUGAGAAAUCUGUUUUUCCGUAUUUCUUAUCUUCUACUACAUGGAAUCUUGCCCAUAUUUAUCCUUGAAGGCAAUGCACCAGAAUUGAAACAUGACACAAUUGAACAAAGGAAAAAUGCAAGGUUGAAGGGCUCUCAAAACUACAAUGCUCCUUCUGGAAAUAACCCACCCGGUGAUUCCAAAAAAGGGAAUCGUAGCAGGUUAAAAGGAAUCCAAACGCAGUGCGCUGAACUCUUCACUUGCAUGGGUGUACCAUUCGUCAGAAGCUCUGGAGAAGCAGAGGCUCUUUGUGCCCAGUUGAAUCGAGUCAAGAUUGCCAGCGGAGUAAUUUCUGAGGAUAGUGAUUGUUUCUUGUAUGGUGCUCGCACUGUGUACCGCAACUUCAAUCUGAGCAGCAAUGCAGGCGCAAGUGUUGAUGUCUAUCAGAUGAGCAUCAUCGAAGAAAAACUGAACAUUGGCCGAAAUAAAAUGAUCGCUCUCUCUUUAUUGCUUGGCUGUGAUUACCAGGGCAAAGGUGUUCAGGGUAUUGGCAAGGAGUCAGCACUGAAAUUUCUAGAAAAUCUUACAGAAGAAGAAAUUCUGCCAAGACUAAAGAAAUGGCGAACAAACAAGUACCUUGAUGCUGUGGAGAAAGACAAAAAGCUCCUCUCCAGUGACCCGUUAUUAAAACUAGAAGUGAAAAUUAGACAAAAAGCCUUGGAAGACCCAUCCUUUCCAUCAGCGGACAUCAUUGCUGAAUUUCUAAAGGAAAACGAAAACUUGAAAUCUCAAAAAUUCAGCUGGGAACGUCCAAGUUUAGCCAAAUUUUUGAGUAUUGCUGGAAGAAAAUUAAAGUGGGAGGAUGACUAUGCUAUUGAAAAAUUUCUUCCUGUAUUGACAAGAUGGCAAUUGUUGCAUGGUAACCCCGAAAAGCCAGUUGUGGAACUAGAAAAAAUUAUUAAAAAAAGGAAACCCCGCGGAAUCGCCAGUUACGAAAUUUCAUGGAAAUCCUUUACAGUAACUACAAUUGAACCAGAGGAAUUGGUCCAUAAAAUGUUCAGAGAAGCAGUAGAGCAAUAUGAAGAAUUGAACUGCAAAGGAUCAAAGAAAAAACAGCAAGCCAAAAAAGAUAAAGUUUUGAAAGACGUAUCAAAUCAAAACAAUUCUGUUGGAAACAGCCAAGCCAAGAAGACAAAGGAAAAAAAUGCGAAGAAAACUACUGUUGGGAAAGGAAUUCAAACUUUGGAUAAAUUUCUGGUCAAAUUGAACAACCUCUCUCUGGUCGAUGAUUCAGAAGGAAUCACAUCCAAUGAUGUAAAUGAAAAACCAACCUUAAACCAAAGUAUUGUGAGUGAUACAUUUGAAGAGGAGAAUUAUUGUGAUUAUGCUGAUACCUACUAUUAUGAGAAUAAUGAGAAUGCCACUAGUCCAGGAGGAAAUGGUUAUUCACCCCCAUGCAAUAGUAGUUGCAAUGUGAAACAUUCGGAGGACGUUGCCCAAAGGAAUUUCUCCAUCUCAAAAUUAUCUCACAGUGCAUCCGAUUUACAAAUAAAUCCUCAUAUUACCGCUGAUAAUACAGUGCUCGAUGAAUCAGCAUUUUUCAGGAAACUCAAUCUUUCAAUAGUUAAAGAAUCAGAUCAGUCUCAAGUAUCAAACAAUGUGUCAAUGGUGUCUUGUAAUUUUGAUCACCAAAAUAUCGACUCAGUUUAUUACUUUGAGAGUCAGGAAGUUGAUGGAGAUGAGUGUAAAGAAGAAAAAUUUGAGCCUGCAGAUAAUGUGGUUUCUGAAAACCCAAAUGAGUUAAAGAGUUUAGAAAAUGUAGAUUUGCUUACUAAUAAAGUAGAUUUUGAAAAUGAGAUUUCUUCGUCAGGAGAAAGGGAGAGCAGAGGUUUCAAAAAUAUUGAACUUUCACAACAAGUGAAUGAUGUAUCUAUGCUUUCUUGUGACUUUCAGCACGAUAAGAGUCUCAGUUUUCAGGCUGAUGUUAAAAGUGAUUGCUUAGUUUAUAAUAAUUAUUCACCCAUGGUUGUGAGUCCAAUGCGUUUUCUAAAUCCUGAAGCUAAUGAGGAAAGUGAUCAGCAGUACCUAAUUUUACAAGAAAAUAAUAAUGAUCAAUCUAUGGUAAUGAAAUCCAGCACCCCUAUUUCUAAGUCUAGUAAGUCAGAGUUAGGUUCUGAAGUCCCAACCCUUACCUCAGGGAAAAAAACAUGGGUUUCAAAAUUUCAUCAAAAAUGUGCAAUUAAUGAUAGUAUUACAGCCUCUGAUUUUGAGUGUGAGGCGGAUGAUAUUUCAGACUUAAGUGACAUAGUUGAAAAUAUCGUUAGGAGAAAAAUCAACUAAGUGUAUGUUCGCACUGCAUUUUAAAGUACUAUAGUUUCCUUUCUUUUAUUUUGCCCCCAGGAAUUUUCUCUCUCUAUUUUCAAUCUAGUUUGUCUGUUUGAAUAGUCAUGUAAGAAAUUUGUACUAUGAUGUCACAGGACUUCAAACACAAGAUGACAAUUAUUGUAAACUGACAUAUUUGCAUUAUUUUUGGUUUUUUUUAAAAAAAAAAAAAAAAUGCUAAGAGUACAGACUUAAUAAUAUGCUCAAUUAAAAUUUAUUGAAAAGUUGUAGAGCCAAAUGUAAGUAAAAAAAUGUCAUUGCCUAAUUUCAAAAGUUUAGUUUGAUUGUUGUUUUCUAAUAAAAAGAAAAAAAAGAAGAAAAAAAAACUUGAAGGCAAGGCAGUAAAUUUAAAUAAAUACUCAUUGAAAAGUCAUAGAAUAACCGCAGAAAGUUUAGUAAUUAAUAACAAUUCAUUGUAAAGUGACAAUAAAGCUGUAUUCUAAAAGAACUAAGUAUGCAAGACACAGCUCCUCUAAAAUGCUAGCAAACAGACGAUUUAGCAUUCAAUUGAUUUGAGUCUUCUCAGAUUUCUGGAAGGUUUCAUGGAAUUAUUAACAUUUCUUCUUUAAUAAUUUAAUAAGCCCCCUUUUAUUCAUCAAUGACCUAAAAUAUUUUAUAUUCGGAAUAAUUAAUGAACUUCCACUUUUCAUCAUUUUUCUCUUUUAAGUUGUUGACAUAAAUCAUAUCAUUAUUGCAAUAUUUUUACUUUCUCGUUUUAUUUUGGAAUAAAUGCUUCAACUUCUGAUAUCA
This is a messenger RNA of Bemisia tabaci, 3526 nucleotides long. It is a transcript of the gene Gen, whose product is annotated as XPG-like endonuclease. The record is from RefSeq and is a predicted model, not a curated record. Gene Ontology annotation, molecular function: 5'-flap endonuclease activity; four-way junction DNA binding. NCBI's taxonomy places the organism in Eukaryota, Metazoa, Arthropoda, Insecta, Hemiptera, Aleyrodidae.